GCGAGCAGUGAGUGCAGCACGUUGUGGAGCCGCUGAGGUGAUUCAGAGGAAAUCACUUGUUUCUUAAACAAAUCGCCGCUUUUAUUUUUUUGAUAAUUGACCCUCUGAGAUUUCCAGUUGACCAAAGAAAUGGUGAUGGAGAAGCCAAGUGCCCAGCUGGUCGGGCGAGAGUUUGUCCGACAGUAUUACACACUCCUGAACCAGGCCCCCGACUACCUGCACAGGUUUUAUGGGAAGAACUCGUCCUACGUUCACGGCGGCCUGGACAGCAACGGCAAACCAGUCGAAGCUGUUUAUGGACAAUCUGAGAUCCAUAAGAGGGUGAUGGCUCUGAGUUUCCGCGACUGUCACACAAAGAUCCGGCACGUGGACGCUCACGCCACCCUGAACGAGGGCGUGGUGGUGCAGGUGAUGGGCGAGCUGUCCAACAACAUGCAGCCCAUGAGGAAGUUCAUGCAGACCUUCGUGCUGGCGCCUGAGGGAACCGUCGCCAACAAAUUCUACGUCCACAACGACGUGUUUCGUUACCAAGACGAAGUGUUCGGAGACUCCGACUCAGAGCCUCCUGAAGAGUCUGAGGACGAGGUGGAAGAGAUCGAGGAGAGAGUCCCCUCCCCUGAUGUAGCUCAGGAGGAGUCUGCUCCUUUCUACGACCCGUCAUCCUGUUCGGAGCCGACCGUUCCCGGCGACGACGAGGAAGUAGCUGCGAGUCCCGAACCAGAGCCCGAAGCUGAGAAGGAAGCCGAAGCCGCAGUGGUAGAGCUGAAAUCGGAGACGAUGCUGGAAUCAGAAGUAGACGGAAACAUACCCGACGACCAGACAGAGAAAAGCCCCGCCGUUGCCGCGCCAACCGCCGAACCCGCUGCCGUACCCACCGAACCCACUCCCGCCGCUCCAGAAGAAAACAGGCCGUUCUCCUGGGCGUCCGUCACCAGUAAGAACCUUCCUCCCAGCGGAGCCGUGCCAGUCUCAGGACUCUCGCCACACGUCGUUAAAGUCCCUCCCACAGCGCCGCCCAGAGUGGAGGCCAAGUCAGAAACCCAGACAACAACAACACGACCACAGAGAGACCAGCGGCCGAGGGAACAGAGGCCUGGAGGUCCUCCACCGGUACACAGAGGCCCCAGACCAGUUCGUGAAGGAGAGCAGGGAGAGACGGAGGGUCGCAGGGUGGUCCGUUACCCCGACGCCCACCAGCUGUUCGUUGGUAACGUCCCUCAUGACGUUGACAAGACGGAGCUCAAGGAGUUCUUUGAACAGUAUGGUACAGUCCUGGAGCUGAGGAUCAACAGCGGCGGGAAACUACCAAACUUUGGCUUUGUGGUGUUUGACGACUCUGAACCUGUACAGAAGAUCCUGAGCAACAGGCCCAUCAAGUUCAGAGGCGACGUCCGUCUGAACGUGGAGGAGAAGAAGACCCGGUCAGCCAGGGAGGGCGACAGGCGGGACGUGAGGCCCCGCGGCCCCGGAGGUCCAGGCGGCCCCAGAGAAAGAAUAGGAGGCGGUGGCGGCGGCCCCCGAGGACCCUCAGCCCGCGGCGGCAUGGCACAGAAACCCAGCUUCGGCUCCGGGCGAGGCGCCGGCCCCAACGAGGGUCGCUACUCCACCCAGCGCCAAUGAGACACCAGCCAGCUAGCCAGCCGGGGACGGGGGGGGCGGGGUCUCCAAAAACCUGAGAUAGAUUACUGUUUGAAAAUGGAUUCAACUUUACUUCUGAGUGGUUAUUGAUUUGCUGCAGCAGGAACCAAUUGGACAAACCCCCCAAAAUUUAACUAAAACCCCUUCUUUACUUUUUGUAUUUAGGAGUAAAAAUGAGACGGUGUUACGGAACCUGAUUUCUCGUCAGUAUUUGGUCUCAUCUUUCUCCUAAAUGCUUCAAAAAAAAAAGAGUAUUAGGAAGGGAUUUUAGUUAAUAAUUGACGCAGGUUUGGUCACCAGAGCUUUCACCGUCAAGUCACGCCAGCCCCCCCGCUGAAUCCGAGAGCAGUCUGUCAAACAUCUGUCUCUCAUGAAGAUGGCUGCCUCCUCUUCCUCUUCCUCCUCCUCUUCCUCAUUCUUCUCCUUCACCUGCUGCUUUUCGUCCCCCCCCCCCUCUCUCUCUAUCCACAGAAUCCAGAACGAACGUCACUCCUCAUUUUC
Molecule: messenger RNA, 2139 nt
Organism: Scomber japonicus (chub mackerel)
Lineage: Eukaryota; Metazoa; Chordata; Actinopteri; Scombriformes; Scombridae
Gene: g3bp1
Product: GTPase activating protein (SH3 domain) binding protein 1
Exons: 12
Coding region: 130-1620 (496 amino acids)
Cellular component (GO): cytosol; ribonucleoprotein complex
Molecular function (GO): mRNA binding
Source: RefSeq, a predicted model, not a curated record